ACGACUUGGAUUGGAUUAAAACGUAAGCGCUUGGGACAGUUAUCCUCUUCUGUAUCCGGUUCAAUCCAAAUCGGCAGUCCCAACAGUUGGAGAAAAUGGCGUUUCCUUUCUCUGCCGUGUGUUUUCGUGUCGCCUGUGCGGCUGCUGCAGUCGCGCAGAGACGACGACCCGAGGUAGAUGAUGCAUUUGAAGAGCUGACGGAGGAAGAGUUCCGGCAGUAUUUUCGUCUGUCCAAACGAACAGUGCGUACCUUGUGCGACGAGCUUGACCCCAUCAUUGGAUGCCAGCGAGCCAGUGGCCUUUCCACUGAAAGGAACGUGUUGUGCGCGCUGCGAUUCUUCGGCACCGGAAGCUUCCAGAGGAGCGUUGGUCGCGCGGAGCAAAUUGGCAUGGCGCAGUCGACCGUGAGCAACACCAUCCACGAGGUGACGGAGGCCAUCAUUUCCGUGUCUGCCCGGAAAAAGUUGGUGGACUUCUCAUUGACACCGGCUGCCAAGAAUGAGGCAAAGGCGGCGUUUGCGCGACGCGGUGCCAUUCCAGGCGUGCUAGCGUGCGUCGACGGCACGCUGAUCGCCAUUAUGAAGCCAGAGGGACUCAGCCCGGCCGACACGGCGAGCUUCAUGUCGAGGAAGGGUUAUUACGCCCUAAACGUCAUGGUCGUGUGCAACGCAGAACUUCGCAUUCUUGUUGUUGAUCCCCGGUUCGUGCCACGACUCUUGGGUGUGGCAGCACAAUCCACUGCGCGCACGCCUAGUCGCACAACUGCAGCCUGGCGAGUAUCUGCUUGGUAA
This is a messenger RNA of Dermacentor silvarum, 791 nucleotides long. RefSeq lists its product as uncharacterized. The transcript is spliced from 2 exons. NCBI's taxonomy places the organism in Eukaryota, Metazoa, Arthropoda, Arachnida, Ixodida, Ixodidae. The coding region runs from base 96 to 791 and encodes 231 amino acids. The record is from RefSeq and is a predicted model, not a curated record.